Bombina bombina (fire-bellied toad) is the source of this 533-nucleotide messenger RNA. RefSeq names its product glutaredoxin (gene GLRX). The transcript has 3 exons. The coding region runs from base 91 to 411 and encodes 106 amino acids. NCBI's taxonomy places the organism in Eukaryota, Metazoa, Chordata, Amphibia, Anura, Bombinatoridae. The record is from RefSeq and is a predicted model, not a curated record.
UUAUACAAGCCUGCAGAAAAAGACCAUUACCCCACUCUAUCAGUGCAACUACUUUCGCCUUUGUACACAGGGAACGAGGCAUUUUAGACAAUGGCACAGAUCUUUGUAGACAGCAAACUGAAGCCAGGCAAAGUCACUCUAUUUGAAAAGCCUUCAUGUCCAUUUUGUAUAAGUGCAAAAGAAAUUUUAGAGAAAUACAAGUUCAAGGAAGGCCAUUUGGAAAUAAUUAAUAUCUCCAGCCAUGAGUUAAUGGGCAGCAUUCAAGACUAUUUUCAGCAAAAAACUGGAGCCAGGACGGUACCUCGGGUGUUUAUAGGAGAAAAUUGUAUUGGUGGAUGCUCAGACCUGACGUCUCAGGAGAAUAACGGAGAGCUGCAGAACACGCUGCAAAAAAUAGGAGCCCUAGAGUAAUGAGGAUGACUCAGCUGUGUAACAUGAAAAUUUCCAGUGUCGUUUCCAAGCAUUUGUUAAGACUGAUAAUGAUUUCCUGCUGCCUGCAAUGAAUAUUUACAAUAAAUUGAUUCAUAAUCCUA